Messenger RNA from Pseudogymnoascus verrucosus, 2130 nucleotides. It is a transcript of the gene ILV3, whose product is annotated as dihydroxy-acid dehydratase ilv3. Gene Ontology annotation, molecular function: dihydroxy-acid dehydratase activity. The record is from RefSeq and is a predicted model, not a curated record. Gene Ontology annotation, biological process: branched-chain amino acid biosynthetic process. Gene Ontology annotation, cellular component: mitochondrion. Bases 165 to 2000 code for a protein of 611 amino acids. The transcript is spliced from 2 exons. NCBI's taxonomy places the organism in Eukaryota, Fungi, Ascomycota, Leotiomycetes, Thelebolales, Thelebolaceae.
CUUUUGAGUCACCUCACCACUUCACAAUUAACAAGUGGCACUGCGCUGUAGUGUCUUUCGAGGCAUAGCUUAGCUAUUGACGAGGAAUCGAAAGUUUGGCACGACCUUGUUGACACGAAAGCAAGGUUUCUAGAAGCUUUGAGCUUUUGACGUCAAUCGCCGUCAUGCACGCACGAUUGAGAGUCCGGGCGAAUGCCCGUGUUCUCAACUUCCCCAGAGCUCCCAAUUAUAUUCGUUCAUUAUCAUCCGCACAACCUCUCCGCAAUGCAGCCCCCAAGGACUCGGAGCGACAGCUCAACAAGACCUCGGCUACAAUCACGCAGCCAAAAUCGCAAGGUGCCUCGCAGGCUAUGCUGUAUGCCACGGGCAUGACAGAGGAGAGGUUAAACAAGGCGCAGGUUGGAAUUUCGUCCGUCUGGCACUCUGGCAACCCUUGCAACAUGCAUCUCCUCGACCUCAACCACAGAGUUAAGGAAGGUGUUGAAAGAGCUGGACUUGUGGGAUACCAAUUCAACACCAUUGGUGUAUCAGAUGGUAUUUCCAUGGGAACUACCGGUAUGCGUUACAGUUUGCAGUCGAGAGAUUUGAUUGCAGACAGCAUUGAGACUGUGAUGGGCGGACAAUGGUAUGACGCAAACAUCUCAAUUCCAGGCUGUGACAAGAACAUGCCUGGUGUGAUGAUGGCAAUGGGCCGUGUCAACCGCCCCUCAUUGAUGGUUUACGGAGGAUCCAUCAAGCCAGGUUGCUCCGCGACCCAAGGCAACGCUGAUAUCGAUAUUGUCUCUGCGUUCCAGGCAUACGGACAGUUUAUUACCGGCGAGAUCACGGAGGAAGUUCGUUACGAUAUCAUCCGCCACGCCUGCCCAGGAGGUGGUGCUUGUGGUGGUAUGUACACUGCCAACACCAUGGCUACCGCAAUUGAGGUCAUGGGCAUGACCCUGCCAGGUUCUUCGUCUAACCCAGCUGAGUCCCAGGCGAAGUACCUUGAGUGUUUGGCUGCGGGUGGUGCUAUCAAGACUCUCCUGCAAGAAGACAUCCGUCCCAGUGACAUUCUUACUCGCCAGGCCUUUGAGAACGCCAUGAUCGUUGUCAUCAUCACCGGUGGCUCUACCAACGCCGUCCUGCAUUUGAUUGCCAUUGCCGACUCCGUUGGCAUCAAGCUUACCAUCGACGACUUCCAGGCCGUCUCUGACCGCAUUCCAUUUUUGGCCGACCUCAAGCCCUCCGGAAAGUACGUCAUGGCCGACCUUCACAACAUUGGUGGCACACCGUCGCUCCUCAAGUUCCUCCUGAAGGAAGGAUUAAUCGACGGCACUGGCAUGACUGUUACCGGAAAGACGCUCGCCAAGAACUUGGAGGCCUUCCCAGAAUUCCCAAGCGACCAAACCAUCAUCCGCCCGCUCUCCAACCCAAUCAAGGAGACUGGACACAUCCAGAUUCUCCGUGGCUCGCUCGCCCCUGGCGGCUCCGUUGGAAAGAUCACUGGAAAGGAGGGCCUGACAUUCACUGGUAAGGCGAAGGUCUACGACGCUGAGAGUCUCUUCAUUGAGGCGCUCGAGCGUGGCGAGAUUAAGAAGGGCGAGAAGACCGUUGUUGUCAUCCGCUACGAGGGCCCCAAGGGAGGACCUGGUAUGCCAGAGAUGCUGAAGCCCAGCUCCGCCAUUAUGGGAGCUGGUCUCGGUAAGGACUGUGCAUUGGUCACUGAUGGACGCUUCAGCGGUGGAUCCCACGGCUUCUUGAUCGGUCACGUUGUCCCUGAGGCCCAGGAGGGUGGACCAAUCGGACUUGUGAGAGAUGGGGAUGAGAUUACCAUUGAUGCGGAGACGAAGAGGAUGGAUCUGAACGUAUCGGAGAAGGAGCUGGCUGAGAGAAGGAAAACCUGGGUUGCACCCCCGUUGAAGUACAAGAAGGGAACUUUGGCGAAGUACGCUAGGUUGGUCAGCGAUGCCAGCCGUGGAUGCAUCACGGAUGGUGAAAUGGACGAGAAUCAGAAGCGCUAAGCAUGUAAAUAUUAAAUUAAAAUGGCUCUGGAGGAAUUUGUUCGGCCUAUGGGAUUUUUUUCAAUUAGCAAUUUCAAACAAACUUAUAUCACUGGAUUGGGGCAGGGGUCUCCUAGUGAUAAGUCUCUGA